AUGAGUGAGGCUGCAGAAAUCCUAAAAUCAGUCCAGAUAGGUCUAAAUGUCGUCAUAUUUCUUCUGAACACUGAUCGUGGCCUACAAGCGACUGAGUUAUGUAAUGAAUGUGUGAUUCUACUUCAAAACCUUGGCUCUGAUAGUCACCUUGAUAUCUCCGAUGUACUAUUCAAUGCAUACUACGCCAUCUCUGGUUACACAGAUGCGGAAAGACAUGCCGCCAAACUUCUUGAAACGUUCCGCUAUGCUGGGGGACUAAUCGGAAAAAUGGGAGACAAAUGUUAUGCACAAAGCCGGUUUGUAAAGGCGAAACAACUCUUUAAAGGCGAACUCACCAUCAUGAAAACGAUUGAUGACAAAAGAAAAGAAGUAAUGGCUUAUGGAAGACUUGGAAUUGCUAAAGAGUAUGGAGAGAAAGGGCUUGCCAUCGCAAUAAAAUUUGGCGACAGAAAAGGAGAAUGUCUCGCACGCCUCCAUCUUGGAACAAUUUACCAAAAUCUUAAUCAAAAUCGAGCAGCUAAAGAACAUUUGGACAAAGCAGUCGGUAUCAGUAUAACACUUGGUGACAGAAUACUAGAGGCCUAUGCCACUGUAGGUUUGGCAGUUCUCUCUGCUUCUGUGAAUGACAAUCAGAAGGCAAAAGAGCAUUGUGAGAAGGCGCUUACAAUCACCAGAGAAUGUGGCAAUAGACGUUUAGAAGCUCAUGUUUACCUAAACCUUGGAAGAGUAUUCCAGUUGUUUGGUGAAUAUUGCAAGGCAGUAGAUUAUUUAGAGAAGGCUUGUUCCAUAAGCAGCCAUAUUGGAAACAAAUUUAUUGAGUUUCACAGCCUUCUUAGUAUUACUUUGGUAAAGAUAUUACAGUCAGAGGAUGCGGAGGCAAUUAAAUAUCUUCUUCAAUGUAUUGGAAAAUAUGAACAAAUCCGAACUCUUCUGAAAGGAAACAGUGAACUUCAAAUGUCUUUGUUGGAGGAAUACGGUACUUUUCCCCACCAGUUAUUAACUGAUAUCCAUUGCAAUGCUGGAAAAUUUCGAGAUGCUCUCUAUGUUGAGGAGCUGGGACGAGCAAGAAUCCUCACAGAAUUCAUGGCAGACAAGUACUUCGCUGAAAGUCACAUCUCAGCUGAUCCACGAUCAUGGUUCGGCAUUGAAAACGUCGUGAAAAGAGAAAGUAACUGUGUUUUUUUGUACAUUUCGUAUAGAGAUCGGCAAGUUCUUCUCUGGGUAUUGAAAACAAAUGGAGACAUUUGCUUUCGAAACACAGACGAAAUGAAAGUAGACACUCUUAUUGCUGAGCAAGUUUGCGAAGUGGAAGGAAUCUUCAAAAAGAGCGCCGCCUGCUUUGGUGUUUUACCGGCAGCGAACUGCGAAGACCGAUCGCUGGAUGACAACGUGACGAUAUCUCUUCGUGAAGAGAGCCAAGCAAAUUUGCAAGGUGACGAAACCAAAGAUACCGGAAGAAGUCAUCAUUUGUGCUACGAAUGGAUCUUCGCACCUGUGGCAGAUUUACUAACAGAGCCCGAAAUCAUCAUUGUACCGGAUCGUUUUUCGUACCGAGUCCCAUUUGCUGCCUUGCGUGAUGGACCAGCCGGAAAGUAUUUAUCGGAGAAGUACAGAAUACGCAUCGUCCCUUCACUGACAACUCUCCGGCUAAUUCAAGAAUGUCCAGCAGACUAUCACAGUCAAACUGAUGCACUGGUUGCGGGUGAUCCUACGGUUGGCAAAGUGCAUUACAAUGGACGUCUCACUGAUAUUACACCAUUGUUCUGUGCAAAUAAGGAAGCAGAGAUAGUUGGUCAACUGCUGGGCGUUCAGCCUUUGUUAGGAAGUCGCGCAACAAAGCACGCGGUUCUUCAAGCAAUACCCUCAGUGAGUCUGAUACAUCUUGCCGCACAUGGAAAUGCCAAAAGAGGAGAGAUUGCUCUCUCUCCUGAACGUACUACUGACAGUAUUCCACAAGAGGAAGACUACCUCCUAACAAUGUCCGACAUUGAAGGAGUUCAAGUGCGAGCUAAACUGGUGGUACUCAGCUGUUGUCACAGUGGGCGUGGACUGAUUAAAAAGGAAGGAGUUAUUGGAAUCGCGCGAGCAUUCUUAGCAUCCGGUGCACGUUCAGUGUUGGUAGCAUCGUGGGCUGUAGAAGACAAAGCAACAGCGAACCUCAUGAAACAUUUCUAUAAACACCUUGUUCGUGGAGAAAGUGCCAGUGAAUCUCUUCACCAGGCUGUACAAUGGUUGAGAAGCAAUGGUUUCCCCAAACCUUGCCAAUGGGCUCCGUUUGUGCUGAUGGGGGAUAACGUGACAUUUGAUUUUAUGAAAAAAGGGAAAGAAGAACUCGAGGAAGACAGCAACGAGGCGGAGAAGAGACAGAGUGACUACUGAUCCUACACAAAGAUUCUUCUUCCUGUACAUUGUCUUUCAAUGGACACUGGUAUCACUUGCGAAGACAUUUUUUUUUAAAUUUUCUUUUUAAGUCAAGAAAUAAAUUUUGCGUGCUUUUAUAAGAAAGGCUUAAUCGA
Molecule: messenger RNA, 2516 nt
Organism: Pocillopora verrucosa
Lineage: Eukaryota; Metazoa; Cnidaria; Anthozoa; Scleractinia; Pocilloporidae
Source: RefSeq, a predicted model, not a curated record